AUGCUGAAACCUAUUGAAUUGUACAUCAGUAACAUCUCAAACGCAACGACGGUUGCCGAAUUUGAAGAACUUUUCAAGGGGUAUAAUGUGAAGUCAGUUGAGGUCUUUUUACACAAAAAGGAUGUUGUUUUGAACACGGGAAUAGUCAAAGCCAAAAGUGUUGAAGAAGCCGCAAAGAUCUAUCAAGAGAUGAGCACGGGGAUGUCUGAUGGGAAACACACCACUGCGGAGUAUUCCCCAGAAGACAAGACUCAAAUUAUCGUUUCAGGGUUUCCUCAAGGGACCAAAGAACCCCGUUUUGUGGAGUACUUUAGGGACUUUGACAUUGAGAGUGCCAAUUUAAUAGUCGAGAAAAAGGGGACGCCGAGUGGCAAAGCUAAAGUCGUUGUGAAAGAUCGUAGUGAUGCGGUGAAGAUAAUGAUGGAUAUUAGAGGAAAAGUUUUUAAAGGAAAAGCACUUGCCGUUUGUGGCAACUUACCUAACCCUAAGGACUAUGAAAAAGCUAAAUUAAAAAGAAAAUGUUUUAUCUGUGGAAAUUAUGGACACUCAAAAGACGAGUGCCCUCAAAGAAAUCAAGAUGAAGUUCUUGACCCAAAUGCUGACUCACAAGAAAGUGAAGAACAAAAGUCACUCGAGAAAGUCGAAAAACAAAGUGAAGAACAAAAGCCAACUUCCCCUGAAAAACCAAAAUCAGUUGAAAAAGAAAAGAAAACAGUCGGGAAGAAAGUUAAUAAGCAAAUGAAAACUAACACCAACAAAAAAGUCAAUGGAAAGCCAAAAGGCGAAAAGAGAAAUAAUAAAUUCGCAAAAGGAAAUAAAGCAAAGCAAAAUAACAAGAGACAAAGCCGUGAUUGA
This is a messenger RNA of Entamoeba invadens IP1, 855 nucleotides long. RefSeq lists its product as hypothetical. Gene Ontology annotation, molecular function: RNA binding; zinc ion binding. Bases 1 to 855 code for a protein of 284 amino acids. The record is from RefSeq and is a predicted model, not a curated record. NCBI's taxonomy places the organism in Eukaryota, Evosea, Mastigamoebida, Endamoebidae. The transcript has a single exon.